GGGGGUUGGAGAGCAGAGCAGUGAGGUCGUUCUGGUAGGAACAGCCAGUGGGCGGUUCUGGUUGAGAGCUCCCCAGAGGUGAGAGGACAAGCCAGCCACAACACACAGGUCCAAGCUUUGAGAAUAGGAACAGCACCAUCAGCAUCAUGGUAUCACAGGCCAAAACCAAAGGGGCUGUCGACACCUUCACUCCAGAGGGCACAGUUAUCCCCAAAAGAGAGAAACCUGGACACACUUACCAAAAAGAUUAUUACCGACAGAAUGAUCUGCAAAAAGAAGCCACAGUUCUUGGAACUAUCCAGAUCCUAUGUUGCCUGAUGAUUUUAAGUUUGGGGGCCAUUUUGGUUUCUGCUUCCUACCCCUCCCACUUCGAUCCAGCGGUUUCCAAGGUGUUGAUGUCCGGGUACCCAUUUGUAGGAGCUCUGUGUUUUGGUGUUACUGGAUCUCUCUCAAUUGUCUCUGGAAAAAAAUCAACUAAGCCCCUUGCCCUGAGCAGCCUGAUCUCAAAUGCAAUGAGUUCUGUCAGUGCUGGAGCAGGCCUCCUCCUCCUCACUGAUGGCCUGGUGACCUUGGAGACAGCCUCUCAACGCUGUGUCUCAGGCAAGGAAUAUCUAUCCUCACUGCCUUAUUCGGAGUACUAUUACUCAUUGUAUGAAGUCAGGGACUGUGUCUCGACCCACAAAAGUCUAACAGGUGCUCUGGUGGUGAUGCUCACAUUCACUGUGCUGCAGCUCUUACUAGCUGCAUACGCUUCUAUCUUUUGGUGGAGACAGUUCUACACGGAGAACCCUGGGAGUAAAUUAUCCUUGCCUUAAUCAGAAGAUCAUAUCCAAUAUGCCCAGAAGAGUUCUUCAAGGUCAUAGAAAUGAGUAACUUUUGACCUCAGAAGAAAAAGCCGGCAUGCAUGCAAAGUAUGAUUAGACUUUCCUGAAAUCUCAGCCAUUUUAGAUCCU
This is a messenger RNA of Otolemur garnettii (small-eared galago), 953 nucleotides long. RefSeq names its product membrane spanning 4-domains A7 (gene MS4A7). Lineage: Eukaryota; Metazoa; Chordata; Mammalia; Primates; Galagidae. Gene Ontology annotation, biological process: cell surface receptor signaling pathway. The record is from RefSeq and is a predicted model, not a curated record. The coding region runs from base 147 to 815 and encodes 222 amino acids. Gene Ontology annotation, cellular component: plasma membrane; trans-Golgi network. The transcript has 7 exons.